AUGAUCCUCCCAAUUGUAUUUAUAUUUCUUAUUGGAGAUGUUCUUUGCGAUGGAUACUACCAGGUGGUGGGCCCGCGGGCAAUAAGGCCCAACAGCGAGUACCAUUGCGCGGUGAGCGUGCAAGCGACUUCCGAGCCGACCAGCGUGACGGCCGUCCUGAAGGGCAUAUCGCACGGAGGGGCGCCCUUCCUCGUCCAGGACCGGCUCGUCGUCCAGCCCUACGGAUCGGCCGUAUGCAGACUGCAGGUGGGAAAUUUGGAAGAUGGAGAAUACAGCCUAGAAAUCAGAGGGACUGGUGGCGUCGAUUUCAGUACAGAUUUCCCUAUGCAGUUUCUUCGGAAGAGCUACUCAAUUUUCAUACAGACCGACAGACAGGUAUACAAACCAGGAUCUACGAUUCUGUUUAGAGCCAUCAUACUGAAUUCCCAGUUGAAACCUGCUGCAGAAGUUAGAAACGAGUUACUACAAAUACACGUGUCGGAUGGAUCUGGCAACAGAGUGAAAGAAUGGAACAGAGUUGAGGCAAUAAGAGGAGUCUUCACGGGGGACAUUAAACUCAGCGAUAGCCCUGUUUUGGGUAACUGGAACAUAUCUGUCACGAUCCAUGGACAAACAUACAACAAAACCAUAGAGGUUGCCGAAUACAUUUACCCGAAAUUCAUUGUCGACAUCGAAACCAACGAACAUAUCACGUUCAAAGAAAACAUCAUUAGAGCUAAAAUUGACACAAGACACCAUUACGGAAAGAAAGUUCGAGGAGAAGCAACAGUCACCAUCUAUCCCACCAUAUACUCCGGAAUCAUCCAGCCGAUAUUCCAAAACCCUAUCAGAAAAGUCCUAGACAUAGAUGGUACUAUCAACGUAGAAUUCGACAUAGACAGAGAUCUGGGCCUCAAUGACGAAUACGAAAGGACAGUCAUCAUCGAUGUCACUGUGGAAGAAAAGCCAACAGGAAGGAGGCAGAACAACAGCGUCGAAGUUCACAUCCACAAGUACAAUCAUCAUAUGGAGCUGAUCAAGACUUCGGAUUAUUUCAAGCCUGGGUUGAAAUACACAGCAUAUGUUAAACUUACCAACCAUGAUGGUACACCAAUUAAAAGUGAGAGGUCGGAGGUAACAGUCAGGCAUGGUUAUUCAAGAAUGGACGAAGUUUAUGUAGAAACAAAGCAUGCCUUCGAUCAGAAUGGCCUCAUUAAGUUAGAGUACUAUCCACCGAGGAAUAUUGCUAAUACAUCUGCCCUACGACUAGAGGUCGAAUACAGGGAUCACAAAGAACGGAUGUCUCCCGUUCCAGCUGCCGUCUCAUACACCGGCAAUUUUCUGCAAGCUGUUCUAGAAACGGACCGACCCAUCGUCAACUUGGACGUGGACAUCCUGGUCAACUCCACCGAACCCAUGCGAUCCAUCAACUACGUCCUCAUGGGACGCGGAGACGUUCUGAUAACCAACUCCUUCCAAGUGGACAACAGCAACGAGUUCAGGUUCCAUUUCACCGCUACUCACGCCAUGGUGCCGGUCUGCCAUUUGAUAGUUUACUACGUCAGGUCAGACGGGGAGUUAGUAGGAGAUGCUCUCGAUAUAGAAAUCGAUGGACUACUACAGAAUUUUGUUGAUAUUCAAGUGAAUACUUUGGAAAGCGAGCCAGAUUUGGACGUGGAAUUCGUGGUGAGAGCUCAACAAAAUUCGUACAUUGGUUUAAUGGCAGUAGAUGAGAAUGUCGGGAUGCUCAGAAAGGGUUACGAUUUGACCAUGAAAGAGAUUGCAGAUGAGCUGAAACGCUACGACGUUGCCAGAGGUUCUCCUUAUCCGCAAUUCACUAAGAACUCCAAGGCACAAUUCGCUUGGUAUCCUGGUGCUAGUAAUCCCCAUACGGCUAUAUACGAAUCAGGUGCAGACUUAUUAACCAAUGCACAUGUAAACAGGCAUAAACCUACACUGGAGGACAUCUACCUUCGCCCGAUCUUCUACGGUUCCUCCACCAUCAAGCCGGACCGCGGCUACGGCCUCCAGGUCCACUCGGUCACCAGGCCGCCCCUGGCAGGCCCCUACGCCUUCAGCCGCAUCCCGCGCCCCGUCUGGAACGUGCCCAAGGUCUAUCCUGCCCGAGACGUCGCCCCCACCUGGCUGUUCGACAACUUCACGUCCGGCUACGAGGGGAAAGCAUCAGUGCGCAGGCGCCUACCCAACACCGUCAACGAUUGGUCCGUCACCGGGUUCUCCGUGGAUCCCCUGCACGGGCUGGGGCUGAUAACCGCUCCCAGGAGGCUGAAGGUGUCCAAGUCGUUCGUGGUGGACUUGGAUCUGCCGUAUUCGGUGCAGAGGGAUGAGAUUCUGGCUGUGCCAGUAGUGGUGCAGAAUAACAUGGACGAGGACAUCAACGUAGAGGUGACGUUGCAUAAUCCCGAGUGGAGGUUCGAGUUUGCUGAGGUUUCUAAUGAUCUCAAUUCCACGAGAAAGAAGGAACUUUAUAGGAGAAAGAGAGUGAAGGUACUGAAGAAUUCUGGUGCCUCAGUUUCUUUCAUGAUUACCACAGUGAAGAUGGGCUCAGUAGAUAUCAAAGUUACCGCAAGUAGUCCUAAGAAUCAGGAUAUGGUGACAAAAUCACUAUUGGUGACGGCCGGAGGGGAGACGGAAUACUACACCAAAUCGGUCUUGAUAGACCUAAGAACCGAGCAAAAUUUCAAAAAAUCGAUUAACUUCACUAUUCCACCCAACGCGAUACCCGAUUCGGAAAAAAUCGAUGCCUCAGUGGUAGGCAGCUUCCUAGGACCGGCCAUGAUCCACUUGGAGAACCUGAUGAGGCUACCGACCGGAUGCGGAGAACAGAAUUUGGCACGCUUCAUGCCGAAUCUGAUUAUCCUUCAGUAUUUGCGAGUCACGAGACAGUUGACACCGACUGUGCAGAACGAAGCAACAAGGAUUUUGGAGACGAGUUACCAAAAACAGUUGACUUACAAGCGAGCAGAUGGAUCGUUCAGUCCGUUUGGAUGGAGAGACACCAAUGGCAGUGUUUGGCUCACUUCCUAUGUCAUUAUGGCAUUCAGACAAGCGAAGCAAUUCAUUUAUGUUGAAGAAGAGGUUAUAGAAGAGGCACUGAACUGGUUAGUGGAAGUCCAAAACAAAAAUGGCAGUUUCUACGAGACUGGGAAUGUAAUAUACGCAGAAUUGCAAAGACGAGAUGGAGACAGUUUGGCACUAACAGCAUUCGUUACAAUGGCAUUACUCGAAAUGAAACAGCGUAACGACCCUGUGAUAACAAACACGAUCAACAAAGGCCUGGACUACAUAGCCCGAAACAUAGACGAACAAGACUCGAUCUACACUCUGGCCCUGUGCAGCUACACCCUACAACUAGCGGAGCACACUUCGAGGCAAAGCGCUUUCAAUCUGCUGGACGCCAAAUCCAAAACGAAAAACAACAUGAAAUGGUGGGCCAAAGAUACACCGGCCAACGAGAACAAGAACCCUUGGACGAAGCUGCCCAGGUCCGUCGACAUAGAAACCACCUCGUACGCCCUGCUGACCUUCAUAGAAGCCAACCUCCUCGAAGACACCACGCCGGUGCUGCAAUGGCUGCUCAACCAGCAGAACCACCUCGGCGGAUUCGCCUCCUCCCGGGACACCGUGGUAGGGCUGCACGCCCUGUACAGGCUUGUGACCCGACUGGCGGGCCCCACCAACAUCCAGAUCGAGUUCGAGGCAGGCCCCACCGGCGGAGGGAGGUUCAGCGUCAACAGGAAUAAUGUUAUGAUACAGCAGACUGCGGAGGUGGGUAAGGAUUCCAGAGAAGUCAACAUUACAGCACAGGGAACAGGUUUGGCAGUAUUCAAAGUUUCAUAUCAAUACAAUGUGAACGUGACAGGACCAUGGCCGUUGUUUACUUUGGAUCCCCAAGUAGACAAAAACUCCAAUAGUAAUCAUCUACAGAUAUCUAUCUGUGCAGCAUUUGUGAGUCGCAAUCUGACCGAGAAUCCAGAAAGCAACAUGGCCGUCAUGGAGGUCAGCCUUCCUUCGGGAUUCACCGCGGACAUAGAUGCUUUACCGAGCCUCGAGGUUUCACAGAACGUGCAAAAAGUCGAGAUGACCCACGGGUUGACGAAAGUCAUCCUCUAUUUCAACAACAUUUCCAGGACUGAGUUCUGCCCCACGAUAUCCGCAUUCAGAACGCAUAAAGUAGCGAAGCAAAGACCCGUGCCUGUAGUGAUCUAUGAUUAUUAUGAUAGUUCUAGAAGAGCACGAGUAUUUUAUAGAGCUCCAACUGUCACUUUAUGUGACAUCUGUGAGGAAGAAGACUGUGGAAAUAUCUGUAUAUCAGAAGUGAAUGCAAGAGAAAGUCGAGCAGAAGAUACAGAUUCAGAUGGAGGAACAGGAACUAUCCGGUUCACUCUGUGGGCAGUGCUUCUGACAGCACUUGUGACUGUAUUUUAUUAA
Phaedon cochleariae (mustard beetle) is the source of this 4431-nucleotide messenger RNA. The record is from the annotation of a GenBank genome assembly. NCBI's taxonomy places the organism in Eukaryota, Metazoa, Arthropoda, Insecta, Coleoptera, Chrysomelidae.